AUGCCUGGUAGUCUCAAGUUCACUCCUGGUGUACUUGUCGAAGCCUUGGGUCAUUUUCACUCGGGCAAUCUUGCAGCCACCCGAAUGUCCGCGUCAUCGUGUGGUUUGGGUGCUUCCAGAGAACAGCAACAGCAGGAGCUCAAAGUUCAUAUUGAAGUCCUCAAAUCUUAUUGGCAUCGUUGUCUUAUUAAGUCGAGUCAAAGCGUUGGUGAUGCAUCUGAGAUUUCAUGCUACAUCUUAUUAAUCGCCAAACUUUUGAAAAAAGACAAGUUUAUCACGCAGUUGGAAGCAGGGUCGAAGGUCCAUAUUCUUUUCGAAACAGCUAUUCAAAUGCAGCUAUUUGAUCACAUGUACGAACUGCUUGGACGAUUUCACGGUGAUAAUCUGGAAUCACUAAAAGAAUCCUAUCUCCAGUUCUAUGAUAUACUACUUUCUCGUUCCUUUUGUCAUUUAUUUUUGAAGGAAAAGUUCUUAGUUCCUAUGAUGCGGACGCUAAACUUGUGCAGCCAUCACUCUUCGUUGAGAAUUGAGAACUUGCUUCUUCAGACACUUCACACAAUUUGUGUUGCACUCCAUCAUCAAGCACACUCAUCUAGACCCCGUAAUUGUGAAUUCGAAAAUGUGCCAGGCGAAAUAUUUUGGUCAAUUUGCCUCAAUCCCCGCAGUUUCGUUCAAAAACCGCAUUUAAAUAGUGGUGAUGAUUCAAAUCCAAUCUUAAUAGAGACGGAAUGCUCACCUUGCGAAAUGCAGUCUAUUUGUGAUCUGCUGGUAAAUUAUGCCCACCGUGACGGGAGUUUGUGUUGGUGGUCGCGCGACUCCUUGCUCCUGCUUGCAGCCUCUUCUACUACAAAUCAUAACGCUGGUUAUUAUAUGGCUAAAAAGUCAUACCUAUGCGAAGUGCUGGUGAUGGAUAUGGUUUUGCUCUUCAAUAACAUGCCACGGCAGCUUGUUAGCGGCAACUCUGCGGAUGAAUGGCCUUCUCUCGUUGCAGGAUUCGAAGAACAAGUACUGCGAGACCAUUCCGUGCAGAAAUUUUUGGACCACUAUGAAUUUUGCUGCUCCAUUUUGGAUAUGUCAAACCAUAUGGUAAAAGAGAAUAUGUUAAGCUGCCUCUACAGGGGAUUUCUUUUACCUGUACUAGCUCCAGCAAUUCAAUCGGCAUCGGAACCCGAAGUAGCGACAACCACUGUCUAUUUUGAUCGUAUUCUGUGGAAGUCCAAAGGGAGUAUCUUGCUGCCUUUCUUGUUGCGUUUUCUUUUCUCCGAACGAAAUGUGCCUCAUUCUGACAGUCUGACUCCCCAAACCUUCAGACACGAUGUGAUUCAAGCCCUGGAACAGUCGUUUCCGCUCUCUGAGGCCUUGUUUUAUCGUGGGACAAGCACGUCGCCAAGUACCACAAACGCAAACACUUACAUGGACGUGCUGCUGAAGCGCAUUCACUGCUGCAAUUCUUUGGUUGGUAUUGCAACCCUUUCUCUGCUGAACACAAUUGUUGAUCUCCUAUGCGAGGACGCUAUUUUUGAGCUUGCACUAAAGCACCUCCUUCUAGGAACACAACCGGCGCUAGGCAAAACAGCUACGAACCCGUCUACCUUCUUCGCGUCCGCAGGUCAGUAUUUGGCUCUCAUUCCGCCAUACUCUUCCUUUUCUAUUAGUCGCUCCGAUGAGAGCAUUUCUGGCCCAGAAGGGAAUAAGUGGCAUGGUGGUCUAAAUGGUGAUCUCUCGUCUUUCCAUGUCAAUGAGGCAGUUUUGGCACAGUUGGAGAUGGAAGUAGAGGCAGGAGUGAAUGGUGAGAUGAGUGAAUCGCGAAAAUGGUAUGAGAGAAUGUCGGGCUGCCUCUGGGAGGCUCGAAAACUCAUUGCGGAACGCAAGGCCGCCUGUGGUGACUGGCGUUUUCCCUAUGACCUCGGAAAUCCAUCAUCGUCAAUGGCAUUGAAUGCUCACAUGAACGAAAAUCCUCUGACACCUUUGCCUCAGGAGGGACUCCAAGCCUCAGACGACAUAUUUGAAGAUUUCACUGGUGGGAAUGCUGCUAAAUUCUCCUCGAACAGCGAUCGGAAUCAGUGGGAGCUGGAUGGCCUCAACCAGAUAGUGAUUGAAGAAGACAGCAUUUUGGCCGAUCUGGAGCGUUUCAGCGCCCUCCUGCGCGAGCCUUCGUGUUCCGCCUAUAGAGCCAAGUCGAUGCAUACCCAAAAGACCGCCUUCAAGUUUCGACGUCAUCACGAGGUGGCGCCUGACCCUGAGGAGAUCAAACGUACUUCCUCGCUCUACAAUAUCACCUUCGUGGAAAUGGACCCCGAUGAAGUGACUGAAAGUGCUGAUGUCGGCACAUCUCCUUCUGCGGUGGGGAUGUUUGGGAGAAUGAGCCGGUCCACUAUGAUUCGUCAAGCCUCUGCGUCAUCGACAUCUUCAACAUUGUCAAGAUCUGUAGAGCUUAGCCUCACCGAGUCGUCGGAACAGCUGCCAGCGGGUGUGGAAGAGAUUGACGGAGGUGAUGUGUCUGAACUGAUGCGAUAUCUCGACCGACUUCCUGGUGGUAAUUCUGUUGAUGGUAAAUCGGUGGAGGCGAGAUUUUCAGCCUGCAUGCGCCAGUUUGGUGGGCAAAAGAGGGAGGAUGAGGAGGAGCAGGACAAAGUAAGAAAUCCUGUAAAGGUGAAUGAUUCAGGAAUCGCCAGUGUUGAGUCGGCCCUAAUGAAUACUUCAACGGUUAUUAAAAGUUCUUCAGUCAAUUCGGCUCCCUUCUACUUGGGCCCUCUCCUGACUUCCCUGAUGCAAUUAGUCUCAUGUAUGCCCAUGAAUCACCUCUAUGCCAACCUUCAAUUGACUCGACUAGUCACCCACUUGUUGGCAUUGCCGCUCCCCCUGGUGCGCCUGCAACUGCUUCCGCUUACUGCACAGGAAGGCACGAGCCUUGACGGCCGGUGGCUCUACACAACCCUGAUGGCGGUGCGUCAGUGGUUUGACUGCUUUAUCAACCUUCACUUCUCUUCUCCUCUCACCACUACUCUCAGUAGUGGAAUCCCCUUCGUCGGUUUUCUUGACGCUCUCAGAGAGGCAGUUUUCCAGCCUCCAAGGCGCUCACUUAUUGAGUCCCACGUGCUCAGCUCACCUGCCACCCAGUCACCAAGACGCAUGUUCUGGUUGCUCUCUCGUCUCCGCUUGAACUCCUUUUCCUCCUCCUCCACCCCUUCGCCUUCAACAAGCUUGUCGGCGGUUGUCAGUACGAACGAGUUUUCUGACUGGCGAACACAAGCCAUGGAACGCUUGGGUGGGGUUGCAUGCGGCAAGGCACCCGGCACAGGCCCCCUAAAAGCCGUUAAAGACGCAAAGUCACGGGGUGUUCUAAUGGCUCUCUUCGUCUUUGAGGAGUUCUGCCGAGAAUUGGCCGCCCUCUGUCUGGAACAUAGCGUCGCACUAUAG
This is a messenger RNA of Echinococcus granulosus, 3420 nucleotides long. RefSeq lists its product as hypothetical. NCBI's taxonomy places the organism in Eukaryota, Metazoa, Platyhelminthes, Cestoda, Cyclophyllidea, Taeniidae. The record is from RefSeq and is a predicted model, not a curated record. The coding region runs from base 1 to 3420 and encodes 1139 amino acids. The transcript has 14 exons.